AUGAAUUACUCUAGGUUCAUCACCACUGUGAGUGCGGCAAGGAAAGCAUCUCCAAUAAGACUGCUGAGUGAGUGUUUUCCUUUUGCUCUAGCUGAAUUGAUGCAGAAGUCUCCUCCAUCUCUCAUCUCUCUGGCUGGAGGGGCACCAAAUCCUAAUCUUUUUCCAUUUAAGAAGGCAACUGUUGACAUUGGACAUGGAACUCCCAUUGAGAUUGGGGAAGAUCUGAUGAAGAGAGCUCUCCAGUACUCAGCCUCAGCAGGGAUUCCAGAGCUGUUGUCUUGGUUAAAAGAUUUCCAGCAGAUGUUACAUGAUCCCCCCACAGCCAAUUACAGUCCUGAGCAAGGACAGAUGGAAGUGUGUGUCACAACUGGCAGCCAGGAAGGCUUGUGUAAAGUGUUUGAAAUGCUGAUUGAUCCUGGAGAUAACAUCCUUUUGGAUGCACCCACAUACUCGGGGACACUGGCAGCUCUGAAACCCUUGGGUUGUAAUAUAAUUAAUAUUCCUAGUGACCAACACGGCAUUAUUCCAAAAGCUUUAAAAGAAAUUCUGUCUGCUUGGAGCCCAGAGGAUGUAAAAAACUGCAGCAAUCAUCCCCCCAAAUUCCUGUACACUAUUCCAAAUGGAUGCAACCCAACUGGCAACUCGCUAACCACAGAGCGCAAAAAGGAGAUUUACCAGCUUGCAAGAAAAUAUGAUUUUCUCAUAAUAGAAGAUGAUCCUUACUACUUUCUUCAAUUUGAAAAGCCAUGGGCUCCAACUUUCCUCUCAAUGGAUGUGGAUGGCCGAGUUAUCAGGACUGACUCUUUCUCUAAAAUUCUCUCAUCUGGCUUAAGAAUAGGUUUUCUGACAGGUCCCAAGCCUCUCAUCGACAGAGUUGUUCUACACAUUCAGGUGUCAACAAUGCACACCAGCACUUUUACACAGAUUAUGAUAUCACAGCUGCUUCAGCAAUGGGGACAAAAGGGUUUCUUGGAGCAUAUAGACAGAGUGGUGGACUUCUACAGGAUCCAGCGGGAUGCAAUGCUCGCUGCUGCUGACAAGUGGUUAAAAGACUUGGCAGAAUGGUAUCCUCCUGCUGCUGGCAUGUUCUUAUGGAUCAAAAUCAAGGGUAUUUCUGAUACACAACAGCUGAUAAUGGAAAAAGCUUUGAAGAAAGAAGUAUUACUGGUUCCUGGAGGAGCAUUCAAUACAGAUAGUUCAGAGCCUAGCUCUUAUGUCAGAGCUUCCUUCUCUCUGUCUUCUCCUGCCCAAAUGGAUCUGGCCUUCAAGAGACUGGCUGACCUUAUAAAAGAAUCUUUGUGA
This is a messenger RNA of Cinclus cinclus, 1302 nucleotides long. It is a transcript of the gene AADAT, whose product is annotated as aminoadipate aminotransferase. The record is from RefSeq and is a predicted model, not a curated record. Gene Ontology annotation, molecular function: L-kynurenine:2-oxoglutarate transaminase activity; pyridoxal phosphate binding. Gene Ontology annotation, biological process: biosynthetic process. Lineage: Eukaryota; Metazoa; Chordata; Aves; Passeriformes; Cinclidae. The coding region runs from base 1 to 1302 and encodes 433 amino acids. The transcript has 13 exons.